Molecule: messenger RNA, 2079 nt
Organism: Macrosiphum euphorbiae (potato aphid)
Lineage: Eukaryota; Metazoa; Arthropoda; Insecta; Hemiptera; Aphididae
Source: the annotation of a GenBank genome assembly
AUGUGUGGAAUUUUCGCUUAUCUCAAUCACUUAACACCGAAAUCCAGGGAAGAGAUUAUAACCCUUCUAGUAAAUGGUCUAAAGCGAUUAGAAUAUAGAGGUUAUGAUUCAGCUGGUAUUGCGUUCGAUGGUCCUGACGGUAAAGAUAUAACUAUUGUGAAGAAAGAGGGGAAAGUAGUUGCUCUUGAAGAUGAAUUACUUUCUUUAAAAGAUCAGCUUGAUUUUGAAGAAAUUCAAAAUAGUCACGUUGGUAUAGCACAUACACGUUGGGCUACCCAUGGUGUUCCCAGUUGUGUAAAUUCACAUCCGCAACGUUCAGAUAAAGAUCAAAUAUUUUGUGUUGUGCAUAAUGGUAUAGUUACAAACUAUAAAGAAGUUAAAGCAUUUUUGGAACGCAAGGGAUAUUUGUUUGAAUCUGAGACCGAUACUGAAGCAAUUGUGAAGCUAGUGCAUCAUAUUUACACACAACAUCCAAAUUUAUUAUUCAGAGAACUUGUUGAACAAGCUGUACAACAAUUAGAAGGCGCCUUUGCUUUGUGUUUCAAAAGCAAAUUGUUUCCCGAUGAAUGCGUAUCAACUCGAAGGGGAAGUCCACUUCUUGUCGGGAUUAAGUCGGACACAAGGCUAGCCACCGAUCACAUUCCAAUUCUUUACAGCAAAGAUUCGAUGAUAGACGGAGAGUCUCUUUCAUUAACAGAGCACCGUUAUAUUCGUGGUGACAAAAUGACCAUUCCCAUACCAUUGCCUCGCCAAGAAAGUACGUCCGAAUUCCAUGCAUUAGGUGAGAAAGAAGAAGUCGAGUACUUUUUUGCAUCGGAUGCUAGUGCUAUAAUUGAGCAUACAAAUCAAGUUAUAUAUUUGGAGGACGAUGACGUUGCUGCAGUAAGAGAGGGACGGUUGACCAUUCACAGGAUGCGCAUGUCUACGGCUGAUCCGCACGCUAGAGAAAUCACUACACUCAAGAUGGAAAUCCAGCAGAUAAUGAAGGGAAAUUUUAGUUCGUUCAUGCAGAAAGAAAUAUUUGAACAGCCGGAAUCCGUGGUAACAACGAUGAGAGGCAGAGUAAAUUUUGAAAAUCAGACAGUCAUUCUCGGUGGCAUUAAAGAUUACAUUCCAGAAAUAAAACGAUGCCGUAGAUUAAUGAUGAUAGGCUGUGGUACAAGUUUUCACAGUGCUUUGGCGACACGUCAGCUCAUGGAAGAGCUCACCGAAUUACCAGUUAUGGUCGAAUUAGCUUCAGACUUUUUGGACCGAAAUACUCCAGUGUUUAGAGAUGACGUCUGUUUUUUUUUGUCACAAUCUGGGGAGACUGCCGACUCUCUUUUGGCUUUGAGAUAUUGUAAACAGCGAGGAGCUUUAAUUGUCGGUGUCACAAACACUGUGGGUAGUUCCAUCAGUCGUGAAUCGCAUUGCGGUAUCCACAUCAAUGCAGGACCGGAAAUCGGUGUUGCUUCCACUAAAGCUUACACAUCGCAAUUUAUUUCACUCGUGAUGUUUGGAUUGAUUAUGUCCGAAGACAGAAUAUCGAUGCAACCCAGAAGAGCUGAGAUCAUCAGGGGAUUGGAGAAUAUAACAGAACAAAUUCGCGAAGUAUUGGCCGCCGACAGUAAAGUAAUGAAGUUGGCUGAAACCUUAUAUCAAAAGAAAUCGUUGUUAGUAAUGGGAAGAGGUUACAACUAUGCAACAUGUUUGGAAGGAGCGUUGAAAAUUAAAGAGCUUACAUACCUUCACAGUGAAGGUAUUUUAGCCGGUGAAUUAAAACAUGGACCAUUAGCUUUAAUCGACAAACAGAUGCCAAUAAUCAUGAUACUGACUAGAGAUCCAGUUUAUAAAAAAUGUAUCAAUGCUUUGCAACAAGUCACUGCUCGCGAAGGCCGUCCGAUCGUUAUAUGUGAAAAAGACGACGUGGAAACUAAAAGCUUGGCUUGGCAAACUAUUGACGUACCGCACACUGUUGAUUGUUUACAGGGAUUGCUGACUGUAAUACCGAUGCAACUGCUGUCUUAUCAUAUUGCGGUUAUGCGUGGCUGCAAUGUUGAUUGUCCAAGAAAUUUGGCCAAAUCCGUGACCGUCGAGUAA